AGUGUUUUUAUAAGGUACAGCUCAUUCGGUGUUGUCUCGGUAUCCGAAUUUAAUCCGGGCCGGGUCUUCCCCAAAUCGAAAAGCACGAAAUUUCCCCCAAAUUUAUUUUUUCUUGAAUUCGUGUUCAGAUCUCUUCCUUCUUCCAGAUCUAUCUUCGAAUCAAUUGUACAAAAAAAUAUGGGUGUUAAGCGCACUUUUGAAGCUGAGGAUGUGCAAGAGCUCAACAUGAAGCAUGCAAGAGAGAUUAGUUAUUGCAAUAAGCUGGCCAAGCUAGACGAAGGAGUUCCAUAUCAUGUUUCACUGGAGAAGUCUGGUCUUGUCAUAGCAGGAGAGGAUCUGAGUGAUAUCUACGGGCUUGAAUGUGAGGAUAGUGUUGAGAAGGGGUCUGAGACCAAGGCACCUUUCUCCUGGAUCUCAUCUGAGGAGGAUGCUACGACUCAGUCUACCCUUUCUCACGAAUCUCCCGAGUCAGAUUGGUGUCAGAGUUCUCCUAGAAAACAAGUUCGAAUCGGGUCUGAUUACCAGGCUAAUAUUCCUGAUUGUGUCAAGGAAGAAGUCCGUGAUGUUGUUGAUCACAACGAAGAACAACUGAUCGGCAAGUGCGUGAUUCCAAUGCCUGACCAUGAAACCGAGUUCUUCGAAAUUGGUAAAGGAAGAAAAGAAUGCAUUUGCGUGGAUAAAGGUUCCAUCAGAUGCGUGCAGCAGCACAUCAUUGAAAACCGAGAAGGCUUGUUUGAGACUAUCGGAUACGAAAGAUGUUUGAACAUAGGUCUCGGUGAAAUGGGAGAGGAAGUCGCUGGUAAACUAACCGAGGACGAGGAAGAUCUAUUCCACGAGGUUGUUUACUCCAACCCUGUUUCACUGAACCGUGAUUUCUGGAAACACCUAAAGUCUGCGUUUCCUUCACGAACCAUGAAGGAGAUUGUGAGCUAUUAUUUCAACGUCUUCAUCCUGCGAAGAAGAGCUGUUCAGAAUCGUUCUAAAAGCCUGGACAUCGAUAGUGACGAUGAUGAGUGGCAAGUAGAGUAUGACAACACGUUUUAUGGUCCUGAAACUCCAGUUGAUAAAACCGGAAAAAGCCUCUCAAGAGAUGAUGAAGAAGAAGAGGUGAUUGUAGAAGAAGAUUCGUGCAUGUCCGAUGACUUCCAGUCCAAUGUAAACAGAGAGGAAUCCGAUGUUGGGAAUCACUGGAGCCAUUGCAAUGAUCUUGUGGAGGAUCAUUUUUAUUCAUUUGAUCAUUGUUGGAGUAAGAACAUUGAUUUUCUUCCAACUUCCAACAUCAUCGACGAGAUCUUUGGUCAAGAAGACCCAUGGGAUGAUUUCUCUAGGAGAAAGUAAAUGAAGAAUGAUCUCCAAUCUCACAUUGUUACUCUGCUCUAGAAUCUUCUGUAUAUGUAAAUGCAUUAUUUAACAAAGCUGGGGAUGUUGUAAGAGAGUUCUCUGUAUAGUUCAAGACCUCGAGUCUUUUUUUUUUGUAUUUUAUAAUUACCUUUUUUGUAAA
This is a messenger RNA of Brassica napus (rape), 1501 nucleotides long. RefSeq lists its product as uncharacterized. The transcript is spliced from 3 exons. The record is from RefSeq and is a predicted model, not a curated record. NCBI's taxonomy places the organism in Eukaryota, Viridiplantae, Streptophyta, Magnoliopsida, Brassicales, Brassicaceae. The coding region runs from base 178 to 1338 and encodes 386 amino acids.